AUGACAUUUGGCGCGUGGAAUGUGAGCACACUUCUUGACCGCGAAGAAAAUGUAUGCCAUGAGCGGAAAACUGCCAUUGUAGCUCGGGAACUAAGCCGCUAUAAUAUUGAUGUGGCUGCACUCAGCGAAACACACCUCCCCGAUGAAGGAGAGCUGGUAGAACACGGCGGCGGGUAUACUUUCUUUUGGAAAGGACUCGCUUCCUCAGAGCCGCGAAGGUCUGGUGUAGGCUUUGCUGUCAAGAACUACCUUGCUGCUCAACUACAAGAAUACCCCGUACACGCCUCGGAACGCAAUACCACAUUGCGCCUUUACAUGGAACGUGAAAACUAUCUGAAUGUCAUCAGUGUCUAUGCCCCUACACUAGACAAGUCUGAUGAAAUAAAGGCCAAAUUCUACGAAGAAUUGACGCGGUGCAUAGAUCGUAUCCGUCCAAGAGAGCAAAUCCUGCGCCUUUACAUGGAACGUGAAAACUAUCUGAAUGUCAUCAGUGUCUAUGCCCCUACGCUAGACAAGUCUGAUGAAAUUAAGGCCAAAUUCUACGAAGAAUUGACGCGGUGCAUAAAUCAUAUCCGUCCAAGAGAGCAAAUCCUUGGACUAAAUUAUGACGCCUGGCCUGAAGUUCUGGGCAGACAUGGUGUUGGUAAAAUGAAUAGCAGCGGCCAACUGUUGCUUAGUCUUUCUGCACAAUUAGAUCUUGCAAUUACAAAUACUAUGUUCAGAUUACCUGCCAAGUACAAGACAACGUGGAUGCACCCCAGAUCGAAGCAUUGUCACCUUAUCGAUUACGGUAUCGUGCGUCAAAAAGACAUCUCUCAAGUCCAAGUCACCCGUGUCAUGCGUGGUGCUCACUAUUGGACUGAUCACAGGCUUGUUAUUAUUAAAUUAUAUCUUCAUCUUCCACGUCCGUGUAGAUCGUAA
This is a messenger RNA of Parnassius apollo (apollo), 921 nucleotides long. Lineage: Eukaryota; Metazoa; Arthropoda; Insecta; Lepidoptera; Papilionidae. The record is from the annotation of a GenBank genome assembly.